This is a messenger RNA of Rhinolophus ferrumequinum (greater horseshoe bat), 4862 nucleotides long. It is a transcript of the gene C2H3orf80, whose product is annotated as chromosome 2 C3orf80 homolog. NCBI's taxonomy places the organism in Eukaryota, Metazoa, Chordata, Mammalia, Chiroptera, Rhinolophidae. The record is from RefSeq and is a predicted model, not a curated record. Bases 140 to 880 code for a protein of 246 amino acids. The transcript has a single exon.
GGACUGCUCUGGCCGCAGGUAGCGGAGGCGCGGGGGCGGCGCGCUGGACCGAGCGGAGCGCCCCGGGAGGGGCCGGCGGACAGGACAGACGGAUCCUCCAAUCGCCCGCCCCAGACCUUAGUGACCGUCUGCGUCGGCCAUGUGGGGAUCCGGGGUCCCCGCCGAGGGCCUGUCGGUGGCACCGGCGCCGCCAGCGCUGCUGCCGCUGUUGCUGCUCCUGGCGCUGGCGGCGCCCUCGCGGGGCGGCGGGGACUGCGCGGAGCUGGCGUGCGGAGAGCGGGAGCGCUGCUGCGAUGCGGCCAACGCCACGGCCGUGCGCUGCUGCAAGCUACCGCUGCACGCCUUCCUGGACAACGUGGGUUGGUUCGUCCGCAAGCUCUCGGGGCUGCUCAUCCUGCUGGUGCUCUUCGCCAUCGGCUACUUCCUGCAGCGUAUCAUCUGCCCCAGCCCCCGCAGGUACCCGCGCGGCCAGGCGAGGCCCGGGCAGGCGCGGCCAGGGCCGCCGGGGGGCGCCGGGCCGCCAGGAGCCGCGGGGCCGGACGACGACGACGACGACUCGCCCGCGCUGCUGCGGGACGAGGCGGCCGCCGGCUCGCAGGACUCACUGCUGGACAGUGGCAGCGGUGGUCGGGGCCGUGGGGGCGGCGGGCUCUCCGCCCCCUCCUGCGCCUCCGAGCACGAGCUGCGGGUAGUGUCGCCGGUCUUCCUGCAGCUGCCCAGCUACGAGGAGGUCAAGUACCUGCCGACCUAUGAGGAGUCCAUGCGCCUGCAGCAGCUCAGCCCCGGGGAGGUCGUGCUGCCUGUGUCGGUGCUCGGCCGCCCUCGAGGCGGCGGCGCUGGGGAGUCCGACGGCAGCGAGGGCCGCUUCCCGCUCAUCUGAGCCCCCGGGUCCCCUCGAGGACCCCGCGGACAGAACUGGGCUGGGGGCUGCGGGUGGGACGCAACGGCUGGGGUGGCCGCGGCCACCACCAACUGCCUCAGACCAAGCCUGCCCCCACCCCGGCCUAAUCGCCUAUUACCUGGCCACUGGGUUGGGAUCAAGCCCCACCCUGUACUUUUCUGCGAUCUUAAGUUUCCCUACGUUUCAUUCGGUUCAAGGAAACGUUAGGCACGCGCAGCAGGGGCGACAGCAGCCGACCGGUCCGGAGCGCAACGUCGAAGGACGGUCUUCGCCCUCAGAUUGUGUUCACUCGUAAGUGCCUGCUUCCCGAAUCACAAAGAACACGUGAGCCCUUUAGUGCGUCGGAGACGGACAGUAUCCUUUAGGGAAAAGCGGGAAGGGAUGCAGCUCCACUCCUUUCCCUCCAGGACAGAGAAGAGGGCCAGGAGCGGUAGGGGGACCGCAGCGGCUGGAGACGGCUGCGCCCGUGUCUGGGAAAGAAGCAUGUAGGUAUGACCUAACGCCUCCCUUGAGGAGGAUCCCCAAAACCCCUCCGUGUCUUCCUGGCCAAGCGUAGUCACAACUGAUGGCUCACAAUUUGGUGGGGGAUCCCCGUGAUACCCAGUUAGUUGCUGUACCUAUUCAAGAUACAGGAAUUACGUAUAUCUAAGGCCAUAUUCGUAAUAAGGUACAGUUGGACUUUUGAUUUUUCAAUAACUGAGAAGAUAUUUAUAUUUGUCUUUUAUUUUUAUAUUUUUACCAUGUAUUGAAUGCAUCAAGAGGGUAUUUCUCCAAUUAAUGACAAGAUAAUUGUCUUAUCACCCUUUUUAGGCCUUACUGGCCUGGAAAUUGCCCACACUGUCAUUGUUUUAAAAAAUGGACAUUAUUUCAUUUACAAUGGGACAAAAAAGGCAUGGUCAAACGAGAAAAUGUGACAUAAAAAACACGAAGGAUAUCUUAUUUUCACUAUUUGAGAAGAAUAUAUAUUAUUUUUAGUACUGUGGCAUAAUAUAUCUUUUUAUAGUAAUAACUAUGCAUUAUAUAGUCUAGGUCUUAAUUGUAUCAUUUACCACAUAGUUACAUGUAAAAAUGAUUAAUACAUAUACGCCUACCAUGAAGCAUGAUGUCAUGCACUUUCCCCUCCAUUUUUCAUUUGGAAUACAUUCACAACAUGCUACAAAACAGAAGAAAUUGUUGUGACUUGGAACUUUUAAACCCAUAGUUGUGCAGUAAUAUACUACAGAAGGAUACAGUCAACCUAUUUUAAGAAAAAAAAAUGUCAUUGUAACAGUUCUGCAAUUCUAUGAAAUGUCCUUUAAGCAAAUGGUAAUAUGAAAUAUUAACACAUAUGUAUAAUGUACAUAUGCAUAUUGUCUAUGUACAAUAUAUACAUUGUGUACCAUAUAAUUAUUACAGUUUAUGAUUAUCAUGAAAGGAAAACAGAAAAGGUUUCCUUGCUUAAGGAAUGAUGAGUAUUACAUUAAGAAAGAUUAUACACAUGGACUUCACAUGUGUAUCUCAAAAUGUUCUUAUACCUGAAAAAGUCUGGCAAUUCUAAGAAAUCGUAAAAUACCUGAAUUGUAUUAGAAGAAAAUGAUUUGGUUACCUUAAACUUUUAAAAGCUGGUUGAAAAAGUCUGAUAGUUCUAAGAAAUCUUAAAAUGUCUCAAUUGUAAUAGAAGAGAAUGGUUUACUCUAAACUUUUAAAAACUAAUGACCCUGUCAUUAAAAUCAUUUGAAGUGUAUUAAAACAGAAAAACUUUAAAAUCUUUCUCUGUGCAAAUUAUAUAAGAUGUAUGACUAUAUGGUAGUGUAUUAAAACUUGAAAUGUGUAUCUUUGUCAUUUAAAAGCAAUUUUAAGCUGUGAAUUGGCAAAAGCACCAGGAGUUAAGACUAUCAAUUGAGUAUGAUACAAGAUUUAAUGAAAUCACAUUAUAUUGUAUAAUUGCAUAUAUUAAUAUUACUCAAACACUAAAAUUUUAUUGAUAUGUGGUAUCAAUAUCACCCACCAUUCAAACAAACCGGAAAAUGGCCAUAUUCUUUUAAAUGAUUUAUCCUUGGAGAGUACACUGUUUUAGACAUUUCUUAAAAUUCACCCAUAUCUGAAACAUCAAUAUAAAUAUCUAAAUACUAGUAUAUCAAGAACCAGAAGUUCUUGAUUACUGUCAGUUGGGUUGAUUGUCCUACAAGUUGUUGGUUCUAAUAUCUUGAGCUUUACAAGAAAAUCUUGCAAAAAUACACUUAUAAUAUGGACCAAGUAUGUUUCCUUUGUAUCAACUAUGGAACAUCUCUUUCCCUAAAAUUCAGAAUUUCCAUAAUAUAACACCAUUCACGCAAUGAGGUUCUCUUGAAUUUUAAAACUGCAACAAAUUUUACAUUUGUUUCUUUCCCUAUACAUCAUACAAGCCUUUAUUCACAUCUCUCAGUUUAAUAAAAAUGAGUUUGACUGUACUUUGGUUUUUUUCUUGCAGUUCAUUGAUUUACCAGGCACAAUUUGUUCAGGCAUAAUUUUGUGGGGAAAAACAUCCUCAAGAACUAUUUGUAUUAGUGAUAAAUGAACAUGUGUCAUGGUAAUACACACACAUACAGAACAAACCAUGUUAAUACACACAGGACCUAUAUAUUCAUGAGGCUAGAUAGCAUACCUGGGUAGCAACAUUUGUAAAGCACUAAGGCCAGUAUCUACCUGAGUGUUCAGGUUUACAGGUUUCGCCUGGAAGUUAUUUAUCCCAUAGAACUAGUAGAAAAUAGAAAUGUAGAAAAGUUAUUAAUGUAGAAAAUAGUUACACACAUAUAUUUAUAUAGUCUGUGACUGAUAAUUUUUGCAAGGCUGCUACGUAAGUACCCAUUUUAACCAAACCCACCUGAGAGUGCCAGGUUCUCCAGUACUAACCAAGCCUUUGCUCCUGGUUUUCAGUUAUCAAUGUAAUUCACAUAUUAAAACAUUUCAAGCAUAUUUUAUUUCCACUGACUUCUCAUGUGUAGGGAAAUAGUAGUCCUGGAUAUGUGAGAAAACGAUUGAUUUUCUAAAUCACAUAUAUAUCAUAUAUAUAUGAUCACCAGUUGCUUAAAAGCAAUUUGUUAUUGGCAUUCAAUAUCAUAACCAAGGGGAAAAUGUCUUCUAGAGAUAGAAUGAUAGUUUUAAGAGGCCUUUAAUUGCCACAUUACAAAUGUGUGCUUCAACCAUGGGAAAUGGCAUUGGCAAUUAUGCCAAAGGGCAUGAGGUGUACUAUAUAAGGAAAACAAGAUUCAAUUGUAAAAGCCAAAGGGAAUAUUAAGGAAAUGGCUCCAACAGUUUAAAAGGCAAUGUGAUAAGUAAUCUCCUUUAUGUAUACAGUUUCUCUCAAGUGGAAUUAAUAAAGGCAUCAAUUCAGAGCUGAAACGGGUAUGUUAUAAACAUGAAAUGUGGUCUUCAGAUUUCUACAGUAUUCUGCAUUGACUUUUGUAAAAAUUUCAUGAAUCAUAAUUCAUUUGGAUUUCCAGACUGAGAGAAACAGUGAUGAGUUGUUUUAUUUUGAGCACCCCAGCACUAACCAUUUCUCCAAAAGUGUAAGUUGCAGGCAGCCAAUCAGUAAUAGAAUAUUUGGCAAGUUUUUAUCUGACCUUCACUAGUUUACAAUUUACUUUUUCAUUCUCCUUUCAUUCACUGGUAAAAAAGCUAAUAACUGGUAGGCUGAGGUAUUUUAUCAAAGAAUGAAUUGGCAACCAUUAUUGCAGUCACAUUCUAGUUGUACUGGGAAGUAAAGACCCUAUGCCCUUUUGCCUUUGCAGACAAAACCUUAUUUGAGCCUCUAGACCUCAAAGAUAGCUUGAUUUACCAUUGAUUGUUGUAUCUUUUGCUUUCUUAUGGAUUUUCUGCACAGGCUCCUCUUCUACUUCCUCUGUAUAUGGUAUUCUGUUUUACUGAGUAGACUAGAAGAUACCUCUAACUUUACAUUUGUUUUAUUUUAGAUGAUCAUGAAGAAUCCCCAACUUGUUUAAGA